Messenger RNA from Carassius auratus (goldfish), 4052 nucleotides. RefSeq names its product aryl hydrocarbon receptor nuclear translocator-like protein 1. The transcript is spliced from 21 exons. Gene Ontology annotation, cellular component: nucleus; transcription regulator complex; cytoplasm. The record is from RefSeq and is a predicted model, not a curated record. Gene Ontology annotation, molecular function: protein dimerization activity; DNA-binding transcription factor activity. Gene Ontology annotation, biological process: regulation of DNA-templated transcription. The coding region runs from base 234 to 2153 and encodes 639 amino acids. Lineage: Eukaryota; Metazoa; Chordata; Actinopteri; Cypriniformes; Cyprinidae.
UAGUUAUUAGACCGGGAGGAAAGUAGGUCAUAGAGACUGUAUAAUGAUAUUGCCUACCGCCGUCUAUUCGCCUGAUCAUCAUACAUGCGCUUUUCUGCCUUCUUCACUCCAGUGCCUGUUUUGUGUAUUUCCGCAGAAGCCAGUGCUGUUUUUUGAGAUGCUGGCUAGUGAAUGCUUAGUGAAGACUGGAACUGAAGACAGGUAAGUACCCAAGGAAGUAGCAGGAUGAUAUAAUGGCAGACCAAAGAAUGGACAUCUCCUCCACGAUGAAUGAGUUCAUGUCUCCCAGUUCCACUGAUCUGAUCAGCAGCUCAACGGUCAUGGACUACACCCGCAAGAGGAAGGGCAGCAUCACCGACUAUCAAAUUGAUGGAUUUUCAUUUGAAUCUGAGACUUCAUGGAUGAGAUUCCUCAUCCCAAUCUCACAGUUUACACAAUCCGCUGAGAGUGAAUGGGACAGUAUGGACAUAGACAAGGACAAACAACAUGGAAGGUUCGAUCAGCAGAUUAAGAAUGCAAGGGAGGCUCACAGUCAGAUAGAAAAGAGACGAAGAGACAAGAUGAAUAUCUUUAUUGAUCAGCUGGCUUCAUUAGUGCCUACCUGCAAUGCCAUGUCCCGCAAGCUGGACAAACUCACGGUGCUGCGCAUGGCGGUCCAGCAUAUGAAAACACUUCGAGGUGCUGCAAACCCUUAUACUGAAGCUAACUACAAGCCAGCCUUCUUAUCAGAAGAUGAGCUGAAGCACUUAAUAUUAAGGGCUGCUGACGGUUUUCUGUUCAUUGUGGGCUGUGAUCGGGGAAAGAUCCUUUUUGUGUCAGAGUCUGUCUAUAAAAAUUUAAAUUACCGUCAGAAUGACCUGAUUGGCCAGAGUUUGUUUGAUUAUUUACAUCCUAAAGACAUUGCAAAAGUCAAAGAGCAGCUAUCAUCUUCCGACACAGCCCCACGUGAAAGACUCAUCGAUGCUAAAACUGGGCUCCCAGUAAGGACAGACAUUGCCCCUAGUCCCUCCAGACUGUGCUCGGGGGCCCGACGCUCCUUCUUCUGCAGAAUGAAGUGCAACAGACCCCUUGUCAAAAUGGAAGACAAAGAUUUCCCAUCAACUUGCUCCAAAAAGAAAGCCGAUCCCAAGAGCUUCUGCACCAUCCACAGCACUGGCUAUCUGAAGAGCUGGCCGCCCACAAAGAUGGGCUUAGAUGAAGACAAUGAGCCUGAUAAUGAAGGCUGUAAUCUCAGCUGCUUAGUGGCCAUUGGCCGAUUACAUCCUCAUAUUAUCCCACAACCCAUAAAUGCAGACAUCCGGGUGAAGCCCACAGAGUAUGUCUCACGCCAUGCCAUCGAUGGGAAGUUUGUCUUUGUGGACCAAAGGGCCACAGCCAUUCUAGCCUAUCUACCUCAAGAGCUGCUGGGCACGUCGUUCUAUGAGUAUUUCCAUCAGGAUGACAUCGGACAUCUCACUGAAUGCCAUAGACAGGUGCUGCAGAUGAGAGAGAAGAUCAACACCAGCUGUUACAAGUUCAAGAUUAAAGAUGGCUCUUUUAUAACUUUAAGAAGUCGCUGGUUCAGUUUCAUGAACCCUUGGACCAAAGAAGUAGAGUACAUUGUCUCGACUAAUACAGUCGUCUCAGACAGUUCUCUUGAUGGAGCAGAGCCUGGUUAUCUUCAGCUCACUGCCUCACUCCAGAGUAUGCACAGCGUCCUUACAGCUGGUGAUGGCUCAGGGAAGACUGUCCCUGGAAUCCCUGGAGGCACGAGACCCGGAGCAGGAAAGAUCGGCCGCAUGAUCGCUGAGGAAGUGAUGGAGAUACAAAGGAUAAGAGGCUCAUCCCCCUCUAGUUGUGGCUCAAGUCCCCUCAACAUCACCAACAGCACACCCCCUCCUGACACAUCCUCGCUGGAGGGCAGGAAGAUUUCAAAUGGUGGAACUCCAGACAUCCCUUCAGCAGGGAUGGUGUCGGCUCAGGACAACACAGGAUAUCCUUACUCUAACAGCUCGAUUCUAAGUGAUAACUCCCACAUCGGUAUCGGAGACCUCAUGGAUGAGCCGGGCUCCAGCAGUGAUGAGGCUGCCAUGGCGAUCAUCAUGAGCCUGCUGGAGGCGGAUGCAGGUCUGGGAGGUCCCGUGGACUUCAGUGACCUGCCCUGGCCGCUGUGAGACCGUCGCCCAUCAUGUGUACAAUCCAUCUCCAUCUUUUUGGUGACAUUGCAUUUGUUUUUGUCAGUGACUCAGGAAGCUGCACCCACAGCCAAUUCUUAUUGGUCCUCAACCUCAUUCCACAGCUUUAUAUUCAAAUGUGCCAAACAUAGACUUAAAAAAAAAAAAAAAAGAUGGAUGACACAUCUCCACUUUCCUCUACUAUGAAAAGUGAAGCCAAAACAUCCCAUUGUUGCCACUGUCAUCUUGCAAACACGACAUGAUUCUGAGACAGAUUUUGCAUAGUAGUGAUUCAUUUGGAGCCCGUGUUUGCACAGUACUGAUCGUGAGGUGGUAUCAAAGUUCCCCGCAAAUUCCCCCAGACCCAAUCACAGUCUCAUGCUCAUGACUCCAAACAUUUAAACAUAUUUUGGUGUGAUAAAAAAGAUCUGAAAUGAUAGAAACUAUCUUUGGGAAAAGUUGAUUUUAAGUAUAAUUUAAUUUCUUUUUUUUUUUUGGCUUAAGUCCCAUUCGUUUACAUUGGUUUACAUGGUUUGUGACCUCUACUGCAGCCACCCACCUUAACUUUUCAGAACGUGUGCGGCAAACUUGGUGUCAAAUAGAUGAUAUUGUCACCAUUUUACUUUAAUUGAGGACAAAAACUGGUUUAUAGGACCUGAUUGGGACACGAUCUUCAAUCGCACAGCAUCUUGCGACACACCAUUAUCAUUGCUUGUACAAUAACUAAGGAUAUCGUUUCAGUCUACAGAAUAGAGCACUUAAUGCCAAACAACUAAAUGUAACAAAUCCUGUUGAGCUUACAGAUUUAUAUAAAUAUCCACCACCUCAGCAUUUCUGAUCUUUUUUGUGCGUUUCUGCAUAUUUUUACUAAUCAAAUUUUGGUGAUCCAUGUGAAUUGUAGCCUGUUUCCUGUUCUUAGGUGACAGGAGGGGCACUCAGUGUGGUCUUCUGGUGCUGUAGCCCAUCUCCUUCAUGGUUCAUUAUGUUGUGCAUUCAGAGAUGUCAUUCUGCAUACCUCAUUUGCAAAAAAGUGGUCAUUUGAAUGACAGUUGCCUUUCAAUUAGCUCCAACCAGUCUGGCCAUUCUCCUCUGACAUCAACAAGGCAUUUUUGCCCACAGAACAGCCACUCGCUGUAUAUUUUCUCUUUUUUGGACCAUUUUCAAUAAUCCCUAGAGCAGGGAUAGGCAACUCCGGUCCUGGAGGGAGUUUAGCUCCAACCCUAAUUAAACACACCUGAACAAGGCAAUCAGUGUUUUCGGGAUUACUAGAUAGAUACAUGCAGGUGAGUUUAUAUGAGGGCUGAAGCUAAACUCUGCAGGAUAGUGGCCCUCCAGGCAGUUGCCUAUCCCUGCCCUAAAGAAUGCUGUGCAUGAAAAUCUAAGUAGAUCAGCAUUUUCUGAAAUUUUUAGAUCAGCAUCCAAACAAUGAAUUGGUUUAGACAUUACAUUCUCUGCAAACAUAUAAAAUAUGCAUAUAUUUCUUUACAUUAAGAUCUGCUUUUAAACUGAAUACCAAGUAUUCCUAAACUUGAUUGCAAAGUAAAAUAGCUCUAGCUCAUUGUAUUACAGUGUAUUUUGUUUCUCAGGUUCUCUGCAUCUAUUCUGUAACGGUACGAUUUUGAUCAUAUUUAAAUUUUUGCCAUCAACAAAACACCAAAAGCAACCAAAAAUUACUCUUCAUGUCAAACACUGUACAUUAUAUUAUAUACCUUUAUUAAUACAAUGAUUUUCAAGCAUUUGAACAGAUGGACCUUAAGCAGAUAAAUUAAUGUAGAUCCAAGAAAAACACACCAUUCGUUCACCAGACAAAUGGACCUCCUGAGGAGACACAAGAGUUCUGAGGAGAUCAAGGGGAGAGCUUUCCCAAAAAAAAAAAAAAAAAAAAAAAAAAAAAAAAAA